Ornithorhynchus anatinus (platypus) is the source of this 3658-nucleotide messenger RNA. It is a transcript of the gene SKOR2, whose product is annotated as SKI family transcriptional corepressor 2. The transcript has 9 exons. Gene Ontology annotation, cellular component: nucleus; transcription regulator complex. Bases 1 to 3027 code for a protein of 1008 amino acids. Gene Ontology annotation, biological process: negative regulation of transcription by RNA polymerase II; negative regulation of BMP signaling pathway. Lineage: Eukaryota; Metazoa; Chordata; Mammalia; Monotremata; Ornithorhynchidae. The record is from RefSeq and is a predicted model, not a curated record. Gene Ontology annotation, molecular function: DNA-binding transcription factor activity, RNA polymerase II-specific; SMAD binding; RNA polymerase II cis-regulatory region sequence-specific DNA binding.
AUGGCCACCAGCCCCCUCCCGGGGCCCAACGACCUGCUGCUGGGCUCCCCGGCCGGGGCCUACCCGGCGGAGGCCCUGAGCCAGGCGCCGCCGGGCCGGGCCCCGGGCGGGCCGGGGGGCAUGAAGCCCAACCAGGUGGGCCAGGUGAUCCUCUACGGCAUCCCCAUCGUGUCGCUGGUCAUCGACGGGCAGGAGCGGCUGUGCCUGGCGCAGAUCUCCAACACGCUGCUGAAGAACUUCAGCUACAACGAGAUCCACAACCGGCGGGUGGCCCUGGGCAUCACGUGCGUGCAGUGCACCCCGGUGCAGCUGGAGAUCCUGCGGCGGGCCGGGGCCAUGCCCAUCUCCUCCCGCCGCUGCGGCAUGAUCACCAAGCGGGAGGCCGAGCGGCUCUGCAAGUCCUUCCUGGGCGAGAACCGGCCGCCCAAGCUGCCGGACAACUUCGCCUUCGACGUGUCGCACGAGUGCGCCUGGGGCUGCCGGGGCAGCUUCAUCCCCGCCCGCUACAACAGCUCCCGCGCCAAGUGCAUCAAGUGCGGCUACUGCAGCAUGUACUUCUCGCCCAACAAGUUCAUCUUCCACUCGCACCGCACGCCCGAGGCCAAGUACACGCAGCCCGACGCCGCCAACUUCAACUCCUGGCGCCGCCACCUCAAGCUCACCGACAAGAGCCCGCAGGACGAGCUGGUCUUCGCCUGGGAGGACGUCAAGGCCAUGUUCAACGGGGGCAGCCGCAAGCGGGCCCUGCCGCAGCCCUCGGCCCACCCGGCCUGCCACCCCCUGGGCUCCGUGCGGGCCGCCGUGGCGGCGGCGGCGGCGGCGGCGGCGGUGGCGGCGGCGGCCGGGGGCGGGGGGCUCCUGGGGCCGCCCCUCCUGGGCCCCCCGCCUCCCCCGGGGCCGGUCCUGGCCGAGCUGCCCGGCGGCCCGCUCCCGCCCCCGAAGCGGCCCCGCUUCGACGACGACGACGACGAGCCGUCGGGGCAGGAGGUGCCCCCCGGGCCCGGCGUGGGGGCGGCGGCCAAGGCGGCCCGCAGCUACCCCGUCAUCCCGGUGCCCAGCAAGGGCGCCUUCGGGGGCGUCCUGCACAAGUUCCCCGGCUGCGGGGGGCUCUUCCCCCACCCCUACGGCUUCGCCGCCGCCGCCGCCUUCGGACUGUGCCACAAGAAGGAGGACGGGGCCGGGCCGGUCGGCCCCAACGCCGGGCCCCCCCCAGGACCGGCCGAGCCCCUCGGGGGCCCGGGGGGCCCGGGGGCCGCGCACAAGGCCGCCCUGUCCGGCCUCUUCUGGCCGGCCGGCCGCAAGGACGCCUUCUACCCGCCCUUCUGCAUGUUCUGGCCGCCGCGGCCGCCCGGGGGGCUGCCCGUGCCCACCUACCUGCAGCCCCCGCCGCAGCCCCCGGCCUCCUCGUCCUCGUCCUCGUCCUCCCCGGCCUCCUCGUCGUCCUCCGCCGCCGCCGCCGCCGCCGCCGCCGCCGCGCUGGGCUGCGCCCUGGCCGACGGCCCGGCCCUGCUCCGGCAGGCCUUCCUCGACCUGGCCGACGCCCCGGCCCCGGCCCCGGCCCCGGCCCCGGCCCCGGCCCCGGCCCCGGCCCCCGCCGACGCCCCUGCGGCCCUGGCCCUGGCCCCGCCCGCCCCCGGGGCCCGGGAGGCCCUGUUCGAGCCGGGCGGGGAGGGCGGCCCGGCCGCCGGUCCCACGGCCGAGGGGGCCCGGGGCCCGCCGCCGCCGCCGCCGCCGCCGCCGCACCACCCGCACCUCCUGGAGGCCCGCAAGGCGGCGGCGGGCGGCGGGGGCGGCGGCGGGGGCGGCUACCACCACUCCAGCGCCUUCCGACCGGUGGGCGGCAAGGACGACGCCGAGAGCCUGGCCAAGCUGCACGGCCACCCGCACCCGCACCCGCACCACCACCCGCACCACCAUCACCACCAUCACCACCACCAUCACCACCCGCCUCCGCCCCCGCAGCCCGGGCCGCGCCCGCCGCUGCUGCUCCAGCCCGACCGCCCUCCGCCCGCCCUCCCGCAGCCUCCUCCCCCGCAGCCCCGACGGCUCCUCUCCCCCGGGGACCCCAGCGGGGGCUACCGCAGCGACGACGACGAGGAGGAGCAGGAGGUGGACGUGGAGGGACACCCUAAGCCCCCCGAGGACGAGGACCGGGACGAGGAGGACGACGAGGAGGAGCAGGACGACGACGACGAGGGAGGCCCUCACCCCGCAGAGGAGGAGGAGGAGGAGGAGGAGGAGGCCGGGGGGGACCCGUCCCUAGGAGGGGGGACCCCCCGGUUCCUCCCAGGCCGGGGGCCGGUGGAGAAAGGAGGAGGCCGAGACCGGGCUCUGACUGCGGUGGGCUCCUUUCCCAUCGCCCUCGGCCCCUCCGGGCCGCAGCCGGACGACGAGGAGAGGGGGGAUCACGGCGCCCCCAAUCUGCACCCUCCUCUUCCUCCCGCCCCCCUCAAAGGAGGAGGAGGAGGAGGAGGAGGAGGGCUUGGAAGUAGCCCCAGCAGCAGCGGCGGCAGCGGCAGCAGCGGCCGCAGCAGCCCCGACAGCCCCGGCCACCACCAUCCAUCACCGGAGGACCAGCCCUCCUACAAAGAUAAUCAGAAAACUAAGGAAGGUAAUCAAGUAAUCUUACCUACAAAAGAAGACCACAGCUUUUCAGAUAAAAACAAGGAACAUAAUUUUUUCAUCUCAGACUCAGAAUCUUCAGGCGGAGAUUUCUGGAGAGAAAGAGCAGGCGAACACACACAAGAAACCAGUUCACCUCAUUCACUCAAAAAGGAUGUAGAAAAUAUGGGAAAAGAAGAACUUCAGAAGGUUUUGUUUGAACAAAUAGAUUUACGGAGACGACUAGAACAGGAAUUCCAAGUUUUAAAAGGAAAUGCAACUUUCCCAGUAUUCAAUAAUUUUCAGGAUCAAAUGAAACGGGAGCUAGCCUACCGAGAAGAAAUGGUGCAGCAAUUACAAAUUAUCCCCUAUGCAGCAAGCUUGAUCAGGAAAGAAAAGCUUGGCACACAUCUCAGCAAAAGUUAAAAGGAGCACAGGACUAUCUGCAAUUGCCCUUUUGUAAGAUAUAAGCUACCACUGAGCAAUCUGACCUGUAUAAAGACUGAAAAUUGAAAGGGCUCGGGAAUAAAAUACAAAUCAGGUUCAUAUGAACCCAAGGACAAAAGUGACCUCGAAGCUUCAUGGAUAGCCAUGUAAAAUAUAAUGUAGCAGCCAUGUAUUAGUGGGGGGAAAAACAAGAUCAGUAAAUGCUUGUCACAGAUACGUUGGUGGAACCAAAGUUUGAGUCUUUGUGGUUUUGGAAGGACUUCUGAACUUCAUAGAGUGUGGAAUAUGCUUUUAAUCAAUUGUGUGGAUAAUCCAUGGGAGUGAUCCCUGGUCCCUUGGAUGCCAUGAACACGGAGAGCACCUAUGAGAUCAUCUUUCUGCUUUUGAAUAAGUGAUUCUUGGUGAAAAGGGACACAAGACUUGUCCUAGGGGUUGAAAUUGCAUUUUGACGGAUAGGAGGGCGUCAGCCAUGCACUUAUUACUUUUAAAAGUGAACUGAAUAGUCUUUCAAAUGGCUCCUUCACCUCUGGUACUUUGCCUGCUGUAUGAAUUAAGAUUGUAUUCCUCUGGAAAUAUUUUACAAUUUAAUAUUGAGUGUAAUUAAGAAUAU